This is a messenger RNA of Trypanosoma theileri, 387 nucleotides long. RefSeq lists its product as uncharacterized. NCBI's taxonomy places the organism in Eukaryota, Euglenozoa, Kinetoplastea, Trypanosomatida, Trypanosomatidae. The coding region runs from base 1 to 387 and encodes 128 amino acids. The record is from RefSeq and is a predicted model, not a curated record. The transcript has a single exon.
AUGAGUUUCUUAACGCCAAUAUUCUUAACAAUAGUCAAAUCGAACCAUCAGCAGGUCCUGAAUUCCACAUGUUCCGCACCGUAUCGGGAUCCACCAAGUUGGGAGUUAGCUUUGGAUUUUUGCAAAACAAUGCCUAAAUCAUUGGCGCCCCUUGACUUGCCAAUGCUACCGGAUGAACCCUUGAUUCUCUCUAAACUCCUGGUGGUAGAUGAGGAUCAUGAGCGAAAGCGUUGCCUUCUCUGUGGUAAUCUUAUGCCUUCAUUUGCUUUUACUGAAGAAAGUGGCGAUUGGCUUCUUUUCACCAUUUGGUGGAAAUACUGUGUCGCAGCUAAAACCGUAAUGGGCAACUCUCUUUUUAAUGGAUGCCUUACACCUUGUGCGCGGUAA